Messenger RNA from Phyllotreta striolata, 2324 nucleotides. The record is from the annotation of a GenBank genome assembly. Lineage: Eukaryota; Metazoa; Arthropoda; Insecta; Coleoptera; Chrysomelidae.
AUUUGGUGCACGGUUGAUGUAAGAACGAGGUGAAGGUUUCCGAUUUGCUCAUUGAAAGGGACGCUUUGCUUGUAUCUACUUCUGUGCAAUUUCCAGUUGAUAAUUAGUAGAAAAUUAUCGCUCAGUAAACGCGGACGGUUUCGCGAUUAGCGCACCCACACCACAAAUACGACAAUAUGCACCGAGAUUACGAAGAAGACAACGUUUCGACAAUCAAAAUCGAACGACCGCUUUAUGAAAACGAUCAGCUACGACAGAAUUUUCUCUAUGAAAAACCCAGAGUGAACUAUUUGAGACCGAACUAUUGCAAACCGACGGAAAUAAAAUGCCAAAAAAUUCUUUUGAACUCCAUUCCUAUAUUCAAUUGGCUCUUUCGGUACAACAUCAAAAAGGACUUGCUGGCAGAUGUAGUCGCUGGGAUAACUCUAGCAAUCAUGAAUAUACCCCAAGGAAUGGCGUAUGGAAUGCUGGCUAAAGUUCCUGCUGUAGUAGGAAUGUAUACAAGCUUUUUCCCGGUGAUUAUUUACAUAAUAUUCGGAACAUCUAGGCAUAAUUCUAUGGGAACGUUCGCUGUUAUUUCUCUAAUGGUGGGAAAGGUGGUACUGGAAUACAGCGAUCCUUCUUAUUUGCCAGAUAAUAUAGCCAACGAGACUGAGCCUGUUAUACAUACAGGUUAUAGCCCCACUCAAGUGGCUAGUGCUUUAAGUUUUGUUAUCGCUAUAAUACAGUUUUUGAUGUUUAUUUUGCGAAUGGGCGCAGUCAGCGUACUGCUUUCUGAUACAUUAGUAAGCGGAUUCACGACAGGAGCCGCCGUGCAGGUGCUGGUGUCCCAAUUUAAAGAUCUGCUGGGCAUCAAAUUGCCCGAUCUCAAAGGCUAUUUCGUCGCUAUUAAGACUAUGCAAGCGAUAAUCGAAAAUAUAGAAAAGACCAAUUUCGUUACAUUGUCUAUAUCGGGCGUAGUAAUUGGAAUUUUAAUUAUAAACAUGCAAAUUUUGAAGCCUUUAGUAGCGAAAAAGUCAUCGAUUCCGAUACCAAUGGAGCUAAUAGUAAUAGUCGGAGCCACGAUAAUAUCGAAGUAUUGCGAUCUUAAAGGAGUGUACGGAGUAAAAAUUGUCGGCGACAUUCCCACUGGAUUGCCGGACCCCCAAAUGCCUCCCCCGGAACUCCUCUACAACGUAAUAGUAGAUGCAAUAACGAUAGCCAUUGUUUCCUACAGUAUAUCCUAUUCCAUGGCAAUGAUAUUUGCCCAGAAAUGCAACUACGAAGUUAGCCCCAAUCAAGAACUUUUAGCUAUGGGCGCAGGAAAUAUAUUCGGCUCGUUUUUCUCCUGCUUGCCGAUGUCAGCAUCGUUAACCAGAACAAUGCUGGUGUUCGUGGUAGGAGGAAAAACGCAACUGGUUUCUAUAAUUGGCUGCUUUUUGUUGCUGUUCGUGCUGCUUUGGUUGGGACCACUCUUCGAAAUGGUACCGAAGUGCAUACUAGCGAGCAUCAUAGUGAUUGCACUAAAGGGUCUUCUGAUGCAAGUGAAUGAGGUCCUGGCGUUCUGGAAGCUCAGCAAAUUGGACGCUCUGGUUUGGGUCACGACCGCUCUUACUGUAGUCUUGGUUAGCAUAGAUAUAGGAUUACUAGUGGGUGUUGCGAUGUCUUUAGCAACGAUAUUUUACUUCAGCUUCAAACCCAACACGUGCUUGCUGGGCUCCAUACCCAGCACGGAUUUGUAUUUGGACAGCAAAAGAUACAAAGGGUGCAGGGAAAUUAAAGGUCUGAAAAUCUUCCAAUACGCCGGCGGUAUUAACUUCGCCACCAGGAACAUAUUCAAACACGAUUUGUUCUCGCUGAUCGGCGUGGAUCCCCAAAAGGAGAUCAUCAACAGGACGAAGCUGAUAGACGAACAGAGCAAAUUGACUACUAAUAAAGAUAAAAUUGACAAGUUGAAGAAGAAAGUCAACUAUAAAUUGAAGUGCGUGAUCAUGGAUUUCUCUACUGUCAGCAGCGCCGAUCCCUCGGGAAUUAAAAUGCUGAGUAGCGUUGUGGAGAGUUUCGAGAAAAUUGACGUGCUGGUGUACAUUGUAGGCUGCACUGAUCCAGUAUAUAAUUUAAUGGACAAAUGCGGACUCUUAACAGCGAAAUCCGAAUAUUUAAGACUGUUUCCCAGUAUACACGACGCAGUAAACUGUUACAGUAACAUUUUUAACAUAUCACUCGAAAGAACUAUUCACAAACUCAGCGUUAUAUCCAUGUGAUAUUAUUAUGUAAAUUAUAUUGUAUAGAUAGGUAAUAAGUUAUUUUAUAAUUAAUAGAUAUUUAUAUCCUCACAACAGCAA